Penicillium salamii is the source of this 1317-nucleotide messenger RNA. The record is from the annotation of a GenBank genome assembly. Lineage: Eukaryota; Fungi; Ascomycota; Eurotiomycetes; Eurotiales; Aspergillaceae.
AUGCCAAUGAACAUCAGUCUUGGCAACAAAAAGCCAGCGGGCCCGAAACCCGGAAACCCUCUCGGUCAGAAGCGAAAGAACUUAUUCGACGAUGACUCUGGCGACGAAGACGCGCAGGCUCAAAAUGGCGCAAUUGAGGUCUCGACGAUUGGAGGACUAGAGGAGCCGACACCAAAGACAAAACCACAGAAUGCAGCCCCACCGCCGAAGCGCAAGAUGCAAUUCGCAGGCGCAGCCAAGCCAACGAUCAAAACGCUCAGCAAGAACUCCCUAUUUGCAGACGACGAGGAUGAAGACGAAGCAAAGGAGAAAGAGCAACAGGGUGCAAUGCAUCUGGGGCUGAACCAGGCAAGGUCGAAGAGCUCGACCACUCCCGGCAAAGAGUUCAUUAAUUUGUCGGCAAUGCACAGCAGCAAGAAGCAUGCAAAAGAAGCCGAAGAACUCGAUCCAUCUAUCUACUCAUACGAUGCCGUAUACGACAGCCUACACGCCAAACCUGCCAAAUCAUCGACGAACACCAAGAGCGAAACACCAAAAUACAUGCAAAACUUGCUGCAAAGUGCCGAGAUUCGGAAACGAGAUCAGCUUCGGGCGAAGGAUCGCCAGCUUGCCAGAGAACGUGAAGCCGAGGGUGAGGAAUUUGAUGACAAGGAGAAGUUUGUCACGUCUGCAUACAAGGCACAGCAAGAGGAAUUGCGCAAGGCCGAGGAAGAAGAGGCACGCCGUGAACAGGCGGAGGAAGAACGUCGGAAAAAGAGUGGAAAUUCCGGCAUGAUUGGGUUCUAUCGAGACGUUCUUUCUCGAGGCGAGGAGCAACACGAACAGGCCGUCAAAGCCGCCGAAGAAGCUGCCCGCCGUGUCAAAGACGGCGAGCUCCCAGAAGAGCCAACGGGAGAGGAGGAGAAAACGGAGGCCCAGAAGGCGGAGGAUCUCAAUUCUCGCGGUGCUCGUGUUGCUGUCAAUGACGAGGGCCAAGUUGUGGACAAACGCCAGCUUCUGUCCGCAGGAUUGAACGUGGCACCGAAGCCGAAGUCUCAAGCGCCGGCACCCAAACCAGCCCCACGACCUGUUGCUCGACCUCCUGCUGGCCACCAAAACGCCCGUGCUGCCCAAAGAGCUCGACAGACAGACAUGGUUGCCAGUCAAUACGAGGAGCGUGCACGCCAAGAAGAAGAGGCCGAGGCCGCCAAGCAGAAGGAGAUUGCAGAGAAGAGCCGCAGCCGCAAGAGCGAGGGAGAAGUUUCCAGUGCCAAGGAGCGAUAUUUGGCAAGAAAGAGAGAGCGGGAAGAAGCUGCCGCAAAGGCCAAGGGAGCGUGA